Molecule: messenger RNA, 2010 nt
Organism: Saccharomyces mikatae IFO 1815
Lineage: Eukaryota; Fungi; Ascomycota; Saccharomycetes; Saccharomycetales; Saccharomycetaceae
Gene: MTO1
Product: tRNA modification protein MTO1
Exons: 1
Coding region: 1-2010 (669 amino acids)
Biological process (GO): tRNA methylation; tRNA wobble uridine modification
Cellular component (GO): cytosol
Molecular function (GO): flavin adenine dinucleotide binding
Source: RefSeq, a predicted model, not a curated record
AUGCUACGUGUAAAAACAGUGGCACCUCGACGUGCCUCACCUAUCUCACAGGUUCUCAGGAGAAAGUUGACGAUAUUUUCUUUAACAAGCUUUCAACCUACAAUCAAAACACAGGUCGUGGUCAUCGGCGCUGGCCAUGCAGGCUGCGAAGCUGCAGCAGCUUCAUCCAGGACUGGUACGCACACUACACUCAUUACACCAACAUUAACAGAUAUUGGUAAGUGCUCCUGCAACCCUUCCAUCGGUGGAGUAGGUAAAGGUAUCUUAGUCAAGGAAAUAGAUGCUCUUGAUGGACUGAUGGGCAAAGUCACUGAUCUUGCUGGAAUCCAGUUUAAGAUGCUCAAUAGAAGUAAAGGUCCUGCUGUUUGGGGCCCCAGAGCGCAGAUAGACAGGGAGUUGUAUAAGACUUACAUGCAAAAGGAACUUUUCAACAGGGAAGCAUACCCAAACUUGUCUCUGCUACAGAACAAAGUCGCUGACUUGAUCCUGUAUGACCCCGGAAGAGGCAACAAGGUCGUCAAAGGAGUGAUUCUAGAUGAUGGCACCCAGGUAGGGGCUGAUCAGGUCGUAAUCACUACUGGUACAUUCCUGAGUGCCGAAAUCCACAUUGGUAACAAGCGUAUUCCAGCUGGUAGGAUCGGCGAACAGCCUACAUAUGGGAUUAGCAAGACUCUACAAAAAGAGGCCGGCUUUCAGUUAGGGCGAUUGAAAACAGGCACCCCAGCUAGGUUGGCGAAGGAAUCCAUUGACUUCAGCACCUUAGAGGUCCAAAAGGGCGAUGACCUGCCCAUUCCUAUGAGCUUUUUGAAUGAAACUGUAUCGGUCGAACCCCUCAAACAACUGGAUUGCUUUGGUACACACACUACACUACAAAUGCACGACUUCUUGCGCAAAAACUUGCACAAGUCUGUUCAUAUUCAGGAUACGACCAUCAAGGGCCCGCGCUAUUGUCCCUCCAUCGAGGCCAAAAUUUUAAGGUUUCCUGACAGGUCCUCUCAUAAAAUAUGGCUGGAACCAGAAGGCUUCAACUCCAACGUCAUCUACCCGAACGGAAUAUCUAAUUCCAUGCCUGAAGAUGUCCAACUACAGAUGAUGAGACUUAUUCCGGGCAUGGCAAAUGUCAAGAUAUUGCAGCCUGCAUAUGGUGUGGAAUACGACUACGUGGACCCAAGGCAGUUGAAAUCCAGCUUGGAAACAAAACUAGUGGACGGAUUAUUCAUGGCUGGACAAAUCAAUGGUACCACGGGCUACGAGGAAGCUGCUGCACAGGGAAUCAUCGCUGGUAUUAACGCAGGGUUGUUGUCGCAGCCACAACGGAAGCAAUUGCUCUUACAAAGAUCCCAAGCAUACAUUGGUGUGCUCAUCGACGAUUUGAUCAAUAACGGCGUCAUUGAGCCAUAUAGGAUGUUUACUUCGAGAUCAGAAUUCAGAAUUAGCGCAAGAUCUGACAAUGCAGACUUCCGGCUCACGCCCAUUGGUGAACAAUUUGGAAUAAUUUCUCCUACCCGUUUAAGCCAAUACUAUAGAGACAAGAAACUAUAUGAUGAAACCAUACGUGUGUUGCAAAACUUCAAACUAAGUUCUCAAAAAUGGUCUAGUCUACUACAAGUUAAUAUUGCCCCACAGGCUGAAAACAGAUCUGCGUGGGAAAUAUUCAGAUUCAAAGGCAUGGAUCUACACAAGUUGUACGAGUGCAUUCCUAAUUUACCCAUCGACGUUCUGGAGAUCCCGACUCACGUUAUUACCAAGAUUAACAUCCAGGGUAAAUACGAACCUUACAUUGUGAAACAGAACCACUUUGUAAAGGCAUUUCAGGCAGACGAGAAUAUGCUAUUACCACAAGACUACGAUUAUUCCCAAUUGCCCACGCUAUCCACCGAAUGCAAAUUACUCUUGAACCGCGUGCAGCCAUUGACUAUAGGCCAAGCAAGGCGGAUUCAAGGUAUCACUGCAGCAGCACUAUUCGAACUCUAUCGUGUGGCACGCAAGCCAACCCCACCAGCCAUGUAA